This is a messenger RNA of Didymodactylos carnosus, 306 nucleotides long. Lineage: Eukaryota; Metazoa; Rotifera; Eurotatoria; Philodinida; Philodinidae. The record is from the annotation of a GenBank genome assembly.
AUGUCGGUGGCAAAGAGAGAAGUAGUACAUGCAAUUAAUACCGGUGCACAUUCUUCACCGAGUUCAAGAUUUUAUCCGUUAUCAUCUCCUAAAGAGAAAGCUAUGUAUGAACUAUUACAAGAUCUGUUGAAAGCUGGUUUAAUUUCUAAAACAAAAUCUGAAUACGCACCUCCUGCUGUUUUAACACCAAAACCCGAUGGCAGUUGGAGAUUAGUUAUUGAUCUGUCCCAGAAUCAUAUGAAUUUAUUGAAAGUCUCUAACGAAAUAAAACCACGAUCGUUUAUGGAGGUCAUAGGAGAAAUGUGA